Messenger RNA from Vanessa atalanta (red admiral), 885 nucleotides. RefSeq lists its product as uncharacterized. The coding region runs from base 106 to 774 and encodes 222 amino acids. The record is from RefSeq and is a predicted model, not a curated record. Lineage: Eukaryota; Metazoa; Arthropoda; Insecta; Lepidoptera; Nymphalidae. The transcript is spliced from 4 exons.
CAAAAACUAUACUGCAAUGGCCGAAAAACCAAUAAAAUAAAUAGUGAAAAAUGUAAUUCCUAACCAUCUCCCACGAACCGUAUAACUCUCUGAGUAGCUAGCACAAUGGGUAAGCCUAAGUAUGAUCCUCCGACGAGCACAUACCCGUACAAGAUAUCGAAGAGGUUAAAUAUUCUUAGUAUACCUAGGAAAUACAUCAUAGAUACAGGUGAAGGUAUGCCAGCAUUGACUCCCAGGGGAAUAAGGAAAUCUGCAAUUAAUAGUCACAUAUCUGACAGAGUGAAUGACGCCGCUUGGCCCUACUUACGUCGUUUUCUUAUAAUAAAACGAAUGUACAAGAAUAGAUUCAGUGCAGAACGUAUAGAACGAAUUGAUCGUAUGAUUGAAGCCGCCAAUGCGACUUGUUAUUCUAAACUAGCGAACUGCGUGCUUGAUCUUAAGAAACAAGAUACGAAAGACGUCAAGAAGAAACGAGGAUGGACUGAAAGUGAAUGGAAAAAGCACAUGGACUAUAUUAGUCAAAUCGCUGGACCGAAAAAAGACUUCAGGUCGACUCCAGUUAGGAGAGGCCAAGGUAAACCUUUGGAUCUUUUGCUGCCAAGAAUCAAUCAAAUUUGCCACUUGCCUGAAUUCAAAGUUUACAGAAGAUUAUCUAAAGAAGAUUGGUACAGGGACCCUGUAAAGGUACCACCGAAUGCGCUCAAAUAUGUGAUAUCGGAUCGAAUAAAGAAGCUAGCUGCUCAUAGAGUUAUACCGCAGGCUGGUUUUGACUGAACAACUAAAUGUCUUAAAACUUUGUAUAAAACAAUACGACAUACAAAAAUACUUCGAAAACUACUCCAGACAAUCAUUUCGCAUAUUUUAAAUAAUAAUCCAUUAACCAAU